This is a messenger RNA of Vicia villosa (hairy vetch), 993 nucleotides long. RefSeq lists its product as uncharacterized. Lineage: Eukaryota; Viridiplantae; Streptophyta; Magnoliopsida; Fabales; Fabaceae. Bases 1 to 993 code for a protein of 330 amino acids. The transcript is spliced from 4 exons. Gene Ontology annotation, molecular function: zinc ion binding; nucleic acid binding. The record is from RefSeq and is a predicted model, not a curated record.
AUGAGAAUAGAAGAGCUGCAAAGUAGUCUAGAGGCGCAAGAGUUGUGUCUGACUAAAAGAACUUCUGAGAGGGAAGUUAAGCAGGCUCUAAAGGCUUCUUUUGUCAAGAAGGACCAGAAGCUGAAAAAACAUGGUAGGUCGCAGAAGUCAGAAGUCUUCUAUUCUGAUGAGGAGAAACAUCAGAAGGGAAAGGAGAAGUAUGACAAGAAAAUGGUUCAGUGUUACUGUUGUAAUAGGUUUGGCCACUUUGCUAAAGAUUGUUGGUCAAACAAAGAAGAAGCAAAAAUAGCCAGAGGAGAUUCUGAUGAUGAACCUGUGCUAUUAAUGGCUUAUGAAUCUGAUGAGGAACCUGUGAAAGAUGACUUUGAAGAUUCUGGAGAAGAUUCAGAAUCUGAGGUUUCUGAAGAUGAGUCAGAGUUAGAAGAUGACUCUGAAGCUGAAGACAAGUCAGAAUCCGAAGGUGAUUCUGAGUCUGAAGGAGAAUCAGAAGAUGAUUCAGAAUCUGAAGAAGAUUUUGCUUAUGAAGAUAAGUCAGAACUUGAAAGUUCUGAAGGCGAGUCAGACUCUGAAGAUUUUGAUGAUGAUCAAGAAUCUGGUGGUGGUCAUGCUUCUGGAAGGGAAAGCUCUGAAGAUAUAGGUUUUGGAGGACAAGCUUCUAAAUAUGAUCAUGUUUCUGGUGUUAAUCAUGACGUUGAAGGUGGAACUUCUGAAGGCGGAGCUUCUGAAGGUAGUCCAGCUUCUGACGGUGGUCAUGAUUCUGAAAGAAAAGAUUAUGAAGUUGGAACUUCUAAAGGCAGAGCUUCUGAAGGCGAUCCAACUUCUAAAGGUGGUGGUUUUGAACAAGACCCAGAAGUUAACAAAGGUGGAACUUCUGGUGGUAGUCAAACUUUCGAAGAAAAUCCAGAAGGAGAUAUAGUUCCAGAAUCAGAAGGAGAUUCUGAACUAUUGGCACAACAUCCUGGCCAUCUAACUCUACCUCCACAAAUGCCUUGA